Molecule: messenger RNA, 12105 nt
Organism: Coregonus sp. 'balchen'
Lineage: Eukaryota; Metazoa; Chordata; Actinopteri; Salmoniformes; Salmonidae
Source: the annotation of a GenBank genome assembly
AUGUCCAACCCGGGGUUCCGGGAGCACUUCCGUGUCUACAUGGAGCGAGUGGACAAGAGGGCUCUCAUCAGCUUCUGGGAGCUAGUGGAGAUGCUCAAGACUGCCAACAAGGUAACGUUGUCACAUUCUCCAAAAGCAAACGUUAAACCAGUGUUACUGACUAGAAUUGACAUCCUUUGUAAAAUAUCUCUGACUGGUAGUUUUACUCUUUGAGACCAGUGCCAUUUUUGACUAAAUUGAACAUUUGGAUGAAACACAUCGGAGUCUGUCACAUCUAUUAAAGCUGAAAACCCAGUGCCCAUUCUGACUCCUGUUGUUUUCCCAGAAUGAGGUUCCCCAGCUGGUGGGUGAGAUCUACCAGAACUUCUUUGUGGAGAGCAGGGAGAUCCCGGUGGAGAAGGCCCUGUACAAGGAGAUCCAGCAGACCCUUGUGGGGAACAAGGGCACUGACGUGUUCCACCGGAUCCAGUGGGAUGUGUAUGACACCAUGAAGGAGCGCUACUACCCCUCGUUCCUGGUCUCUGACCUCUACGAGAGGCUCAUCAGGAGAGAGGAGCAGCGCAGCAGCUCCCAGUCCAGCAGUGAGGACAAGGACGAAGGGGUGAGCUGGGGAGAGGACACACACACUGAAGCAGACAUGCACAGACACACACACCAGCCAGCCGGCAUACGCUCCUGCGUAUAUAUUUGUACAGACAGGAUGCACAUUUACUAUGCGAGUCAUCAGACUUAUUGCAAGUAUAAAAAAGAUGGAUAAAGUGUUGACCAUUAGCAUUGUGUCAAGCUCUUCACACAGUUGUAUUAUUAUCAUCUUAUAAACCUCCACCCCUCUGCACAGCUCCAGGUUCUGGAUGGAGGAGAAGAGGCGCUGGACGAAGGCACUAAAGGCAUCAAUGAGCAGGCCAGCUACGCUGCCAACAAGCUGCGACAGCUCUACGACAAGCUGGAGUACAAACGCCAGGCCCUAGGCUCCAUCCAAAACGCCCCCAAGCCAGACAAAAAGGUACCCCACCACACCUCUCAGCUGCUAUUGUUUCAGUUCAUGGUGAUUGUGUUUUUGAUUUUCUAUGGAGUGAAUAGUGUUAAUGUUGCAUGCUGUCUGCUUUGCAGAGGGUGUGACAGUGUGUUUUAUAAGGUGUUUUUAUGUACUCUGAUAUCGAGUAUACCCUCAAGGUUGCAUCCUCUCUAUUUAUGGCUACUUGACGAUCUAAUAGAACGUGAGACACAUACAAAAGCACGUCAUCGACUGUGCUGCUAUCAUUCACCUGCAAGCCAAGCACACUAUUUUUACCUCUCUCUCUGUCUUUGUGCUGGCAUUAAUAAAGAACCCAUUAAAUGUUCCCUGAAAGGAUGUCUGCGCCUGCCUUUAAUACAAGUAGCCCUUGACAAAUUACAUUGACUGAACAGCCACUUUCUUGAAUGAGACACAGGCCAGCUGUCUCUUUUUUCUAGCAGGUUGGUACUGUGUCUGGGGGAGAUGGAUUUUUUGACUGUGUGUGUGUGUCUGCGCGGUGCCAUGUGUGCUUUCUUCUCUCAGAUUGUGUGUAAGCUGAAGGAGGAGAUCAGGGCCAUGGAGAAGGAGCACAGCGACCUGCAGCUGCACAUCUCCCGCACAGACUGGUGGUGUGAAAACCUGGGUUCCUGGAGGGCCCUCAUCACCACAGCUGAGGUGAGUGGGACACACACACAAACUAAACACAAAACAAACACGCACACCUGAUCGACAACAACCACCAGGCAGCAGCGUCCUGUCAAACACACACAUGGUGUAGUUGGCCGAUUCCGUGCGGUCUCUAUUUGGCAAAGUUGCCCUCCCGAAGUUGAACAGUAAGAACUGCAAUUGAAUCUGAAAUGCACAGUCAGAGGACAAUUAUUCUGUUUCUAACGAAAUAGAGGCAUACUACGACAAAAUAAACGUGACACAGUGUGUAAAUUCUAACAAAAUAGUGCAGGAAAUGAAGAAAUUGAUAAAAAUGCUGGAAUUGAACAAAUAACUAAGCAAAUAAAACCAUUGGUCAAGUACCAGAGUUAGAGGCUACAAAAAUGUUGAUUCCUAUGCAAUGUUCUACAAAUAGGACUACUUCACUGUCAGUUUUGUCCUGCUAUUAUUUUUGGUUGAAAAGUAUAAAGCAAUCAGAAUGGAGAAAGCCCACAUUAAAACCACUUAAAAUUAAUUUGUUGCAAUCCUAGUGUCAUGCACUACCCAUAAAGCAUGUUUAGAAUUAUUAUUAUUAUUAUUCAGAAACAUCAAAUACCGUCAAAAAUGAGAAAAAUACAGUGGGACAGUAUGAUAUACCGUGAUAUUCGCUGUUCAAGCAGGCAGAAAUACAGCCAUCAUGCAAAGCUGUAUUUCUGCCUGCUUAAAUGGCGAAUAGCUCAGAUACACAUGAAAACAUGAAAUGACCCCAGGAAUCGAUAGAACAUCAUCGCUCAGAGAUGCACAACUACGAUAUAACGUUCAAAAUGGGUGAAUCUUUCCUUUAAGGCAAUGAGCAAAUCAGCCACCCUUCCACAAAUGGCCUUUAAUCUGAGUUAAUUAAUUGUCUUCAUUGGAAUGUUUUCUUACCAUGCUCUCAUUGAUACGGUGUCUGUACUCUAUGACUAUAAACUCAAACAUUGCUCUCACCUUACUGUCACCAUUGACCAUUAACUCUAACCAUGCAUGAACAAAUACUCUCUGGCAUUGUUGUGUCUCUGAUUGUGUAGAAAAAAUCAAGGAAAAUAUUUGUUUGGAAAAAAAGAGGGCUUUGCAGUGAAAUAAAGGAAGAUGAUACCCACUGUGCCCCUCUAUCCCCCACCAGGCAGUGGAGGAGAACGGGGAACAGAUGCCGUGCUACUGCGUCUCAGUGAGCCUGCUGGAGGGGGACGACUCUAAGAACAGCCGAUGGAGCGUCACCAGGAAGCUGAUAGAGUUCCAGGCCCUGCACCGGAAACUGACUGAGGUAAAGGUUCCUCCAUGCCAAUGCUGCUGCCUAACCCGUCUCUCUGGUCGAGUCCCAAAUACAUUUACAUUUACAUUUUAGUCAUUUAGCAGACGCUCUUAUCCAGAGCGACUUACAGGAGCAAUUAGGGUUAAGUGCCUUGCUCAAGGGCACAUUAACGUCAUUUAGCAGACGCUCUUAGCCAAUAGCACCCUAUUCCGUUUAUAGUGCACUACUUUAGAUCAGGGCCCAUAAGGCUCUGGUCAAAAGUAGUGCGCUAUGAAGGGAUUAAAGGGAAUAGGUUUCCAUUUGGGAUACAGCCUCUGUUUGCCCCCCAACAACAGCCAUUUAAAUACAGCAGUCUAGUGCUGUUACGUCACAGCCGUUUGUUUCAAAUAUCACUGCCUGCGAUCUGAUAAUCACCCCUAACAAUGCUGCCACUGGCCGGUUGCCGUGGAGAUCGACGAGACAUGAAGACUGAAACGUAACCCCUCUUGUUUUCUCUAUUCUCUCUCUCUCUUUCUUUCUCCGUCUCUCUCUCUUCUAUGUCUUUCUGGCUCUCUCUGUCACUCUCUGACGCUCGCUGUUGCUCAUUUUUUCUCUCUCUGUGUCUGUCUCACUGUAUCUGUCUCUGUCUCAAUUCAGUUAAAUGCUUUAUUGGCAUGGAAAGUGUUACCGCAUACAUUGCCAAAGCAAACAUAUAGACACACAUUAAAUCAAUGAUGACGCAGAUAGAUAAUAAUACGAAAAAUAAUACUCUGAGUAAUAACAAUUAAAAGGACAGUACAGUAAGAAAUGAAUGAGCACAGUAAUGAAGUAGUGAGAAAGACACAGGUAGCAAUGUUUUUGCUCUGGUUGGUCGUUCCACUGGCUGUCCCUACGGGUGUGGCAGGGACCUACAUAUGUUGCUGCUAAUAUGGCACAAAGGGGUUUUUCUCCCAAUAGAUAUUGGAUUUUCUCCUUUUCUGUUUUGGUUUCAAACUCGUUGUAUUUGUUUUACAUUUUGGGGUAGAAAGUUGCCUGUAUAGUUCUGGCAGUGUAGGAGAAAAUCUAGCUCUGUCUCGACUAGGGUUGAAUGGCGGGAACCCGGUUAGCAAGAUUUACUGGGAUUUGCCGCCCAAAACCUUUUCCCGGGAUAAACUGUGAGAAACUGGUAAAUUAUAAUAAAUGAUUUACAGUGCAUUCGGAAAGUAUUCAGACCCCUUCACUUUUUCCACAUUUUGUUACGUUACAGCCUUACUCUAAAAUGGAUUCAAUAAUGUUUUCCCCUCAUCAAUCCACACACAAUACCCCAUAAUGACAAAGCGAAAACAGGUUUUUAGAUUUUUUUGCAAAUGUAUUACAAAUAAAAUACAGAUACCUUAUUUUACAUAAGCCAAUCUUCAGUAAAAGGCACAUGACAGCCUGCUUGGAGUUUGCAUAAAGGCACCUAAAGGCCCAGCAUCGUCCGGGUUAGGGGAGGGUUUGGCCUGCCGGGAUGCCCUUGUCCCAUCGCGCUCUAGCGACUCCUGUGGCGUGCCGGGCGCAUGCACGCUGACAUGUUGUACAUUGUUUCCUCCGACACAUUGGUGCGGCUUGGCAGAGUCAUGUUUCAGAAGACGCAUGGCUCUCGACCUUCAUCUCUCCCGAGUCCGUACAGGAGUUGCAGCGAUGCGACAAGACUGUAACUACCAAUUUGUAUAUCACGAAAUUGGGGAGAAAAAGGGGUCAAAAGUACCACAAAAUAAAAUUAAAAUAAAGACUUCAGCAUGGGAGAAGUCAGAGCUCAGACUGAUAGACGAGUUUCCCGCUAGUAUUACCAGUUGGAGGGACAUUCAAGUGGAUUUUUCCCAGUCGCAUGCUGGCAUUUACGAAUUUACGAGAAGUUAUGACCGCAGCAUUAGACUGAUCCUUACAGUAAGUUGCUAUUUUAGGCAAAUGGGUCAGCCAGAAUGUAUGUGUGUGUUUUUGUGCCCACCUUAGUGAAGUAUUGCCGGACCUUCUCCUUGCUCUGAGGAACUAGCAUAUAGCUAGCUACUGUACAUCUAUGGGCUUUUAUGUUUUUCUGUCGUGUGUAAUGUGCAGUAGCCUACAUCAUAUAUUUUUGGGCUUGGGCUCAUUAAAUGUUGUUUAUUUAUUUAAUAUAUGUAGCAUCAGGUUUGAAUUGAAGCUCCAAUCAAAUCCAGACAUUUAUAUGCUUUUUAAUGCUUUUGAAUGACACACCCGGUUUUGGCGGGAAAUACCGGGUUACCCAGGAGAAAAGUGAUUUAUUCUCAUGAUGGAACAUUUGCAAAAUACCGGGAAAAAAUUCAACCCUAGUCUUGAGUUCUCUCUGAGGGCAGAGUGAGCACAACCUGUCCUCUCUGGGUAGCCAGAUCUGUCUGUGACGGCCGGUUUCUAUGGCCAGGCUGUGCUCACUGAGUCUGUACAUAGUCAGUGUUUUUCUCAGCUUUCUAUCAGUCUCAGUGGUCACAUAGUCUGCUGUCAUGUACUGUCUGUUUAGAGCCAAAUAUCACUGAAGUUUACUUAGAUUUUGUGUGGUGUCUUUCCAGUAGGUGAUAUACUGUAUUUUUAGCUUUGCUUUUUGCUUCAGGCAAGAUUUUCUGAGUGCUGUCCUGAGGUUUUGUUCGGUUGGUAAUGGUUAGUGAACUUAGCCUCAGGACCAGUUGACUGAGGGAACUCUUCUCUAUGGUCACCUCUUGGCAUUUGAGGGCUUUCUAAUGGUAGGAGUUGGGGGUCACUUGUUUUUAAAUGAUUAUACAAUUUAGUGGCUCUUUUUUGGAUAUUAAUGAGAAGAGGGAAUUGGCCUAAUUCUGCUCUGCAUGCUUUGUUUGGAGUUUUUCUCUGUACUCAGGUCUCCUGUAGCUCAGUUGGUAGAGCAUGGCCCUUCCAACGGCAGAGUUAUGGGUUCGAUUCCCACGGGGGCCAGUAUGAAAUAAUUUAUGCACUCACUAACUGUAAGUCACUCUGGAUAAGAGCGUCUGCUAGAUGACUAAAAUGUAAAAAAAUGUACUCUGUGCAUGCUCUUACAGAAUUCCACAUACUGGGUUUCAAUUGGGUGUUUGUCCCAUUUGUCAAAUUCUUGCUUUGUAAGCGGACCCCACACUUCACUGCCAUAUAGUACAAUUGGUUCUAUUAUUGAUUUGAAUAAUUUUGAGCCAGAUCCUAAUUGGUAUGUCUAAUUUAAUAGAUAGUUCAAUGGCAUAGAAAUCCCUCGUUGCUUUGUCUUUCAGUUCAUUCACGGCCAGGUUGAAGUUCAUAUUUUGUCCCAAAUAUGUGUAGGUGUGUGUGUUCUAUAUGAGUAGAGUCCUCAGCCCAGUAAAAAAAGUAUAUUGGUUUAACUGACAUCUGGACCUUUUCUGGAAUGUCAUGUUGUUUGUCAUUUUGAGAUUGGCUGUCAGUGCCCAGGUCUGACAGAAUUGUAAUUGUUGCUAUAGUCCCUCUUUUGUGUGAUGCAGCAGCACCAGGUCAUCUGCAUACAGGAGGCAUUUUAUUUCUGUGUCGUUAAGAGUGAGACCGGGCCCCGGGCUGUUGAUUGCUCAAGCUUUUUGGCCAAUUCAUUUAUAUAGAUUUUAAAUAGACUUGAGCUCAAGUUGCUCCCCUGUUUUACUCCACGCCCUUGGGAAAAUAAAUCUGUAUGUUUAUCUCCAACACCACUUUAAAUUAAUUUGAGUAAAAUGCCAAAUUGAAUCCAAUGCUUUUUGGAAACCUACAAAGUAGAACAUUUUAGUUUUGUUUUGAUUGACAUGUUUAUCAAUUAGGGUGUGUAAUGUAUAAAUAUGGUCUGAUGUUCGAUAAUUUGGUAGGAAUCCAUUUUGGCUUUUGCUUAGAACAUUGGGGUCACUGAGAAAGUGCAGUAAUCUGCUGUUCAUGAUGGUACAUAAUAUUUUCACUAAGUUGCUGUUGACACAAAUACCACGAUAAUUGUUUGGGUCCAAUUUGUCUCCAUAAAAAAAUAUGUUAUUAGUCUCUGGUUCCAGAUGUCAAGGAAAUAGCCUACACUCAAAACUUUGUUAAAAAGUUUCACUAUGGCAUGUGUAUUUUAUUAUUUCGUUUAAUAUUCCAUCAGGACCACAAGCCUUUUUGGGUGACACGGCCUGUAUUUCUGUUAUUGGGGAAUCCGGAGGGUUCUUGCAGUUUUUAAUGGCUUAUUUGAGGUUUUUCAUAUAUUCUUUUUUGUUUCAAAUUCAUAGUAAUAUUUCUAUAUAGUUCUUCAAAAUGAUUUCUCCAUAGGUCACCAUUUUGGAUAGCCAAUUAUUCUCUGUGUGGUUUGUUUAGAGUUAAAAUUUUCCCAGAAGUUCCCUCAAUUUCAGUAAGUUGUCUGUGUUCUUUUUAUGUUCUGAGAGUCUGUUUGUAUUCUUUUAGGGUUCCCCAAUACUGAAGGCGCGUAUCCUGGUUGUCUGGUUCUCUUAUGUUUAUUUUUUUUUUCUUAUAGAUUUGCAGUCAUAAUAUUUUCAUUAUUUGUCUUUUUUGUCUUCUUUAAAUUGGAUAAGGGAUGGCAAUUUGUCAAAACAUUUUGUAACGUCAGCACAAGCAACGUCAGCACAAGAACUGUUCGUCGGGAGCUUCAUGAAAUGGGUUUACAUAGCCAAGCAGCCGCACACAAGCCUAAGAUCACCAUGCGCAAUGCCAAGCAUUGGAUGGAGUGGUGUAAAGCACGCCAUCAUUGGACUCUGGAGCAGUGGAAACACGUUCGCUGGAUUGAUGAAUCACACUUCACCAUCUGGCAGUCCGACGGACGAUUCUGGCUUUGGCGGUUGCCAGGAGAACGCUACCUGGCCCAAUGCGUAGUGCCAACUGUAAAGUUUAGUAAAUGAGGAAUAAUGGUCUGGGGCUGUUUUUCGUGGUUCGGGCUAGGCCCCUUAGUUCCAGUGAAGGGAAAUCUUAACGCUACAGCAUACAAUGACAUUCUAGACGAUUCUGUGCUUCGAACUUUGUGGCAACAAUUUGGGGAAGGCCCUUUCUGGUUUCAGCAUAACAAUGCCCCUGUGCACAAAGCAAGGUCCAUAAAGAAAUGGUUUGUCGAGAUCGGUGUGGAAGAACUUAACUGGCCUGCACAGAGCCCUGACCUCAACCCCAUCGAACACAUUUGGGAUGAAUUGGAACGCUGACUGCCAGCCAGGCCUAAUCCACCAACAUCAGUGCCCGACCUCACCAAUGCUCUUGUGGUCCCCGCAGCAGUGUUCUAACAUCUAGUGCAAAACCUUCCCAGAAGAGUGAAGGCUGUUAUAGCACCAAAGGGGGGACAAACUCCAUAUUAAUGCCCAUGAUUUUGGAAUGAGAUGUUUCGAAGAGCAGGUGUCCACAUACUUUUGGUCAUGUAGUGUAUGUAGCACUCACAAAGAAAUUUGGGUCAGUGGAGAUGGCCUCCUUUUAGAUUUCCAGCCAAAUGAAGAAUUCUCCUGUUUUGAUUAGUUCUAUUAGCUGUGUUUUGAACCAAAUCAGCAUUCCCCUUGAUUCCCUCCCCUGGGUGACUCCUCUCAAGUUGGUGGAUGGGACCACCAUUACCCUGUAUCCUAGUGGACAACCAGUGGAUCCAUCUACUCCUCGUCUCCUGUAAAACAAUUACACUACCGGUCAAAAGUUUUAAAACAACUACUCAUUCAAGGGUUUUUCUUUAUUUUUACUAUUGUCUGCAUUGUAGAAUAAUAGUGAAGACAGCAAAACUAUGAAAUAACACAUAUGGAAUCAUGUAGUAAGCAAAAAAGUGUUAAACAAAUCAAAAUAUAUUUUAUGUUUGAGAUUCUUCAAAUAGCCACCCUUUGCCUUGAUGACAGCUUUGCACACUCUUGGUAUUCUCUCAACCAGCUUCAUGAGGUAGUCACCUGGAAUGCAUUUCAAUUAACAGGUGUGCCUGUUAAUUUGUGGAAUUUAUUUUCUUCUUAAUGCGUUUGAGCCAAUCAGUUAUGUUGUGACAAGGUAGGGGUGGUAUACAGAAAAUAGCCCUAUUUGGUAAAAGACCAAGUCCAUAUUAUGGCAAGAACAGCUCAAAUAAGUAGAGAAACGACAGUCCAUCAUUACUUUAAGACAUGAAGGUCACUGGACAACCAGUGGAUCCAUCUACUCCUCGUCUCCUGUAAAACAAUUACACUACCGGUCAAAAGUUUUAAAACAACUACUCAUUCAAGGGUUUUUCUUUAUUUUUACUAUUGUCUGCAUUGUAGAAUAAUAGUGAAGACAGCAAAACUAUGAAAUAACACAUAUGGAAUCAUGUAGUAAGCAAAAAAGUGUUAAACAAAUCAAAAUAUAUUUUAUGUUUGAGAUUCUUCAAAUAGCCACCCUUUGCCUUGAUGACAGCUUUGCACACUCUUGGUAUUCUCUCAACCAGCUUCAUGAGGUAGUCACCUGGAAUGCAUUUCAAUUAACAGGUGUGCCUGUUAAUUUGUGGAAUUUAUUUUCUUCUUAAUACGUUUGAGCCAAUCAGUUAUGUUGUGACAAGGUAGGGGUGGUAUACAGAAAAUAGCCCUAUUUGGUAAAAGACCAAGUCCAUAUUAUGGCAAGAACAGCUCAAAUAAGCAGAGAAACGACAGUCCAUCAUUACUUUAAGACAUGAAGGUCAGUCAAUAAGGAACAUUUCAAGAACUUUGAAAGUUUCUUCAAGUGCAGUCGCAAAACCAUCAAGCGCUAUUAUGAAACGGGCUCUCAUGAGGACCACCACAGGAAUGGAAGACCCGGUUACCUCUGCUGCAGAGGAUGAUUUCAUUAGAGUUACCAGCCUCAGAAAUUGCAGCCCAAAUAAAUUCUUCACAGAGUUCAAGUAACAGACACAUCUCAACAUCAACUGUCCAGAGGAGGCAGUGUGAAUCAGGCCUUCAUGGUUGAUUGCUGCAAAGAAACCACUACUAAAGGACACCAAUAAGAAGAAGAGACUUCCUUGGGCCAAGAAACAUGAGCGAUGGACAUUUGACCAAAUUGGUGAUUUUUGGUUCCAACUGCCGUGUCUUUGUGAGACGCGGUGUGGGUGAACGGAUGCUAUCCGCAUGUGCAUUUCUCACCGUAAAGCAUGGAGGAGGUGAUGUUAUGGUGUGGGGGUGCUUUGCUGGUGACACUGUCUGUGAUUUAUUUAGAAUUCAAGGCACACUUAACCAGCAUGGCUACCACAGCAUUCUGCAGUGAUACGCCAUCCCAUCUGGUUUGGGCUUAGUGGGACUAUCAUUUUGUUUUUCAACAGGACAAUGACCCAACACACCUCCAGGCUGUGUAAGGGCUAUUUUACCUAGAAGGAGAGUGAUGGAGUGCUGCAUCAGAUGACCUGGCCUCCACAAUCCCCCGACCUCAACCCAACUGAGAUGGUUUACGAUGAGUCGGACCACAGAGUGAAGGAAAAGCAGCCAACAAGUGCUCAGCAUAUGUGGGAACUCCUUCAAGACUGUUGGAAAUGCAUUCCAGGUGAAGCUGGUUGAGAGAAUGCCAAGAGUGUGCAAAGCUGUCAUCAAGGCAAAGGGUGGCUAUUUGAAGAAUCUCAAAUAUAAAAUACAUUUGACUUUUGACCGGUAGUAUAUGUCUGAAUAUCCUAUUUUUGUAAUACAAUCUGGGUUCCUGCUCUUAAGACCAGGGACCUUAGGCCUGUUGCUCUUCCAACCGCCUUUGCGUAGCUCUGUCUGCCUGGGUGAGGCUCCUGUUGCAUGAGUGAAGGUGCUGAGGGGGCAGGAGUGGCUCACGCCUGGCCUGGUGAAGCCCAUGGGGGGGUAUCUGUAGCUGGUUUGGGGGGGGAUUUCAGGUGGGCGGCUGUUUGAGGGAGGUGGUGUGGUCGGCGGUACUCCUCGGCGGGAGGUCUCUGGGUGCAGGUCUGCUGGGGUGUGGGAAUGGUCUCUGCGGGGUGGGGGCUGGUCUGCCGUUCCUGUUGAUGUCGUGGGCGAGUGUCCUAGGGCCACGUCCUUCAGCGUUCUGGUGAAGGUGGAGACUACCUCUUUGUACAUAUGUACAUGUUUGUAGAGGCAGUCCAGGUGGAGGGUAGGAUGGUGGGCCAUGUGUACAUUUGGUUGCAGGGCACAGUCCCGGGGGAGGCAGUGCGUUUAUGCGUUGUAUAGUGGCGGGGUGAAAGUCUGUUCUCUGGAGAAGAGUGGACACCACAAUCUUGGUGUUGGGGAAUGUGGUGGUGGCCCUUUCUAUUACCCUCCUCAGUGAUGUGGCCACCCUCUCCUGCUGGGCCCGCAGGUCGUUGCUCCCUGUGUGUAUUAUGAUGUGGCCACCCUCUCCUGCUGGGCCCACAGGUCGUUGCUCCCUGUGUAUAUUAUGAUGUGGCCACCCUCUCCUGCUGGGCCCACAGGUCGUUGCUCCCUGUGUGUAUUAUGAUGUGGCCACCCUCUCCUGCUGGGCCCACAGGUCGUUGCUCCCUGUGUGUAUUAUGAUGUGGCCACCCUCUCCUGCUGGGCCCACAGGUCGUUGCUCCCUGUGUGUAUUAUGAUGUGGCCACCCUCUCCUGCUGGGCCCACAGGUCGUUGCUCCCUGUGUGUAUUAUGAUGUGGCCACCCUCUCCUGCUGGGCCCGCAGGUCGUUGCUCCCUGUGUGUAUUAUGAUGUGGCCACCCUCUCCUGCUGGGCCCACAGGUCGUUGCUCCCUGUGUGUAUUAUGAUGUGGCCACCCUCUCCUGCUGGGCCCACAGGUCGUUGCUCCCUGUGUGUAUUAUGAUGUGGCCACCCUCUCCUGCUGGGCCCACAGGUCGUUGCUCCCUGUGUAUAUUAUGAUGUGGCCACCCUCUCCUGCUGGGCCCACAGGUCGUUGCUCCCUGUGUGUAUUAUGAUGUGGCCACCCUCUCCUGCUGGGCCCACAGGUCGUUGCUCCCUGUGUAUAUUAUGAUGUGGCCACCCUCUCCUGCUGGGCCCACAGGUCGUUGCUCCCUGUGUGUAUUAUGAUGUGGCCACCCUCUCCUGCUGGGCCCACAGGUCUUUGCUCCCUGUGUGUAUUAUGAUGUGGCUUGGCGACCCGAGCUGGGCCUUGACGAGCAGCUCCAUUGCACUUUUUGUUGUGGGGCACCACACCUUCUUUUUUGUUUUAUGAUUAUGGAAAGUUUAUUCUCAUGAACAAACUUCCCGUUCAAGUCAAUCAACAGGAUGAUGUCAGCCAGUCUAUCCUCGAGGCUGGAGGGAGUAGAGUGGGGGCUGGUGGUUUUGGUGUUGGAGCUGGGGUGGUUGGGGGAGAGGGAGAGCUGGGCUGGGCUGGUGUUGAUGUGUCUGAGAUGCUGUCCUGUGAAUUGUGGGUGUAG